Messenger RNA from Plodia interpunctella (Indianmeal moth), 5947 nucleotides. RefSeq names its product Nucleoporin 214kD (gene Nup214). The record is from RefSeq and is a predicted model, not a curated record. Lineage: Eukaryota; Metazoa; Arthropoda; Insecta; Lepidoptera; Pyralidae. The coding region runs from base 151 to 5805 and encodes 1884 amino acids. The transcript is spliced from 27 exons. Gene Ontology annotation, biological process: protein import into nucleus; RNA export from nucleus. Gene Ontology annotation, molecular function: structural constituent of nuclear pore; protein binding. Gene Ontology annotation, cellular component: nuclear pore.
GUUCGUUGAUUUAUUUGUAGCACAGGCAGAAAUUUUUUUUUGUGAGUUUCUGAUUCUUUUCUGUUCUGUUUUUGAGAAUAACUUCUUGCUUACUAUAAAUGGAUGCAAAUAACCUCGUUUUAUGAAUAAUUUUAGAAACCGAUUAUAAAAAUGGAUGUCCAAUUUGGACCAAACGCACUAGAUGAACCGAACUUGUUAUACAAACUGCAGCGAAAAAUUAAAGUAUUUGACACCAACGAUGCCCUGACAAGCCGUGGAUACGACCUUGUGGCUAGUACUAGCAAAUAUGGCUUGGUUUUUGUGGCCUCACCAGAUGGGACUUUGUCAGCCUUUUAUUUAAACCAGCUCAUUGACAAAGAGUGCGAGCCCAAGUACCUGCCUGUGAGACUCCCUGAAAAACCAUCUCAUAUUGCUGUCAGCUGUCACCAAGAACUCUUGGCCGUUACUGGUGGACAACUGCUAUGUAUUUACAAUAUUGCUGACUUUCAAAACCCGAAUGUGUCACCAACAGUGUCUAUGAAGACAGAAGUGAGUCCUUCCACAUUUGUGUCUUCACUUCAAUGGAACCCGUGUAUUCCAGACACAAUAGCCAUAGCUUUCUAUGAUGGGACUCUGCUUGUCAGCCAGGUUACAACAGGACAGAUUAACAAAGUUCAAUCAAGAGCAAGAUGCAUAUGCUGGAGUCCCAAAGGGAAACAAUUGGUAACCGGCAACAGUGACGGUACCCUCUGCCAAUACAAGCCCAACCUGGCUCCCGCCAAAAUGAUACCCGCACCAAACUUAUUUGAAGGAGCUCCGGCUGAAGCUCUUGCUGUCUACUGGAUAUCAACAUUUCAGUUUGCUGUAGUCUACAAAAAUGCUACAGAUAAUAGCAGACCAGCGGUAACUAUUGUGAACACACCAAAGGCAGGUCAGCCAUCUUGCCUGAACUAUGAGGACAUUUGCUACAGUACUGGUUCAAACCGGCCUUGGUAUUAUUAUCUCCAUGGUUUGCCCCAAUGGAAUAUUAUACUGUCUUCAUCAUCAAACAGCAUGGAAAUUGCCACUUUGGGCUCUGCAGAUGGAGCCUCUUGGUUGCAAUGGUGUCAGACUGAUGAAGCCAGACCGGAACUUCCCUUGACAGACAAGAAGAUUGAGAACUAUCCUGUCGGAAUAUGUAUCGACACAAGUGCCAUUCAUCAGCUGCCUUGGGGAGAAAACGAGGUGUUACCCCAUAUGCCACUCCUACUAGUGGUCUCUCAAACAGGGCUCCUUACAAUAUUCAAUGUCAUCAAUCUAAACAAGCAAGCGCCGCCAUUGUGCUCGCCUUGCGGCCUGCUGCAGCUGCCGGCGACGGCAACUCUAGUCGCCGCGGCGCCCGCGCCGGCACCCACUACUGUUCAGGCAAAACCUCAACCCGUGCAGCCUCAAGCUGUACAAGCCCAAGCUAUACAGCCUCAAGCUAUACAACCUCAAGCUAUACAGCCUCAAACUAUACAACCUCAAGCUGUACAGCCUCAAGCUAUACAGCCUCAAGCUAUACAGCCUCAAGCUAUACAGCCUCAAACUAUACAACCUCAAGCUAUACAGCCUCAGGCUAUACAGCCUAGAGCUAUACAUCCUCAAGCUAAACAGCCUCAAGCUAUACAGCCUCAAGCUGUACAGCCGCCAGCUAUUCAGCCCCCAGCAGCGCAGCCCCAGCCCUUCCCCUCACAACCUACCUCAGUGUCGAGCGCCUUGGGAACCCUAACGGCUAAUGCCGCGCCUAAGUUAUUCCAGCCGCAGAUUCCACAGGGAAUCUCUAUAGGGCUAACUUCGCCGGUAGUAGAACAGAAACCAGCUGAAGUGAGGCCUCCAGCGCCUGCAGUGCAACCACUAGUGCAGACACAGACGGCGCAGGGCAGGCUGCAGGCCGACCAGGACCUCAAGAACAUGCUCGUCACGGAGGUCAACGACUUCCAGAAUGAUCUAUACAACUUUAUGGUCGACACUAGGGAGACGCAAGUCCAGCUACAACGGGACAUAGAAGCACUGAACGCAAACUUCAACCUCCAAAUAAAAGACACAGAACAGCUAAAGAAAGAGUGCUCAUUGGAAGAGCUCCGCAACAAUAUAGUGCAGCUCAAACUAGAGUUGGUCAGAGCUUGUGCUGUCGUCGCUGAAGCGAGAACACACGCUGAAGCAAAAGAUAUCGAGCAGUGGUCGGUGGUAGACCCGCUGACGCGCAAGCGCAUGUCGUCGGUGAAGCAGCUGGCGUACUACGUGCAGGCGCAGCUCGAGCGGGCGCACGCGGCGCUCGACAGGGAUAUGUACCAGACCAGACCGGGGCAGCGCAUGACCCGGCCCAUACUAGAUGAGGUGUACCAGCCGCUGGUGAAGCAGCAGGAGAUACUCAGCAGACAGCAGGCCGUGCUGAGGACCCUGAGGAAUACCCUCAACGAGUGCGACAUGACGCCGGUCUUCAAAUCCGCAUCUUUACUCAGGAGCACGCCCUUCAAAAAUAAAGAUCCUCUAUCAAAACUAACAAAGAACAUAUUAAACAUGAGCAUCGAACCGCAAACCAAGUCAAAGGAACCGAUGCUCACCGCCCAAAAGCUGGACGCUCUACGAGACAUGCUAUCAAACCGAAAAACAAUAAAAAUCAAGCCCGUCAAUGUGGAAAUGAGACAACGACUGGCUGAAAUGAAGAUCAACUAUGAGAAAAGUUUGAGGGAGAAAGGUGCUCAGUCUAUGGUGAAGGAAGAUAAAGUUGUUCCGAAGAUGGAGCCACUAUCACCUGUCACUUAUGCGCCACCAGCAGAACCUGUUAAGUUUGAACAAAAGCAAGAAUUAAAGUUUGAGCCGAAACAAGAAAUAAAACAGACGCCUAUUUCAAUACCAUCUUUCACGGCGGUCAGCAAUUUGAAGCCGGCCGCGCCGCCGUUAUCCAAUGUUGCGAGAACAUUGUUCACUGACGAACCCACUUAUGAACCAGUGAAGCCUCAGAUUCAACAACCAAUUCUUCAAAUCAGCCAAUCACAACCCCAGCCGACGUUGAAGCCCAAACAGUCGACCUUCACAUUUGCGGCGCCCACUUCAAGCAUCACUAACACCCGUAGCGUACUAAAAGACUUACUACAGAAUAAACAAGCUUUAGCCGAUGCUAAAAGUGAAGCGAAUUUGCAAGAUCCGAAAAAUGAAACGCCAUUUAUAGCACAGAAAAAUGAUGUCAGCUUCACGAUGCAGAAAAGUGAUGCGAAUAGCUUUUUCGGAAAGAAUGACGCGAAUACCUUUAUGGGACAGAAGAUAUGUUCACCCACGCCUUAUACAGCAUCACCUAUAUCGCCCACUUCAGCGUCACCCUCAACUAAUAUAUUCACAGCCAAACCAAUAUCUGAUAUGUCGAACAUGUUCAGUAAAUUUCAAGCCCCAGCCUUUGCACCGGAACCGAAGCCACAAGACCUAGUGAAACCCAAAUCAUCCGAAACCGGAGAACCGGAAACUUCAGAAAUACCCAAAACAGAAACCAAAAAAGUUGAAAAACCGUUGACUAAUCUAUUUGGCAUGAAAACUUCUACGCCUUUAUCUGCGCAAAAUGUCCCUGACGUUUUAAAGAUAGAAAAGCCAGUUGUGAAACUUGUAGAUAAAAUAGAAAAGUCGAAAGAGAAUGUUCCAGAAAAAUCUGAAAAUACGUCACCAAGUUUAACUGUAACAACAAAAGUAGUUGCUGAGGGGACAUCGGAGGCGAAACCAUAUGGUACACAAUCUACAAAUGAUGAUAAAACCGAAGUGAAAACUUUUGGUACACAGUCUACAAAAGAAGAUAAAGUCGAGGUGAAACCAUUUGGCACACAAUCUACUAUGAAAACAUCUCUGUUUGGCCCUCCACCUACAGUGGUAGUUACUAGCGCAAGUGCAACUCCAGUUGUUGUUGAACCGCAAAAACCCGCAGAAGUUAAAUCUGAGAAUAAACCAGAAGCAUCAAAAACAGAUACAAGAACAACGAGUGCAUCAAUAUUUGCUGCAGCAAAUGCAUCCACUCCCACUGAAUUGAAAUCUCCGCCAGCGUUUCCUACCACAACUACGGCAGCCGAAACGCCCACUACAACUGCUGCAUCUACCCCAGCUACAGUUCCAUCUCCAACUAAAACAAAACCCUCUUUAUUCGGAACUCCUCCCCCUACUUCAGCUUCCUCCUUAUUCGGUUCAGCUGUAGCCGCAUCAACCUUCCCCCCUAAAACAACACAAACUGGAUCCAUAUUUAGCUCGCCAAGUACCAAUGCAAACGUAUUUGGUUCCACACCGUCAUCUGUUUUCGAAACUGCUACAACAACCUCUGUAUUUAGCAGUAGUGAAUCUAAACCAUCAGUGUUUAGUACGCCCACUUCAGCUACUUCUUCUUUUGGAGAAACUACAACUCAGUCUCCAUCAGUAUUCACGUCUGCUCCAGCUUUCGCAACAACGAAUAGUUCAGUGUUUAGUUCAACAGCAUUUGGAACAACUACUUCUUCAUCAAUAUUUGGCACUUCGCCUUCUAGUAUAUUUGGGACAACAACAGCAACAACGGCGCAAUCUUUAUUCGGCAGUACGCCAACAACUACCACUCAAUCUGUCUUUUCCACGACAACCUCUCAGUCUUUAUUCGGUGGUACACCAACGACUACGCAAUCUCUAUUCGGUUCAACACCAGCAACGACUGCAUCAGCUUUUGGCAACGCGAGUACGUCAAGUGUAUUCGGCGCGACCACAACUUCAUCAUUAUUUGGAGCUGCGAAUCAAAGCGUAUUUGGUACAACGUCUACUACGACUCAAGCUUCUAUAUUCGGCACUCCUACAACUACGCCAUCAGUUUUUGGUGGAGGGGAAGUCCCUUCUGUGUUUGGUGCACCUUCAACUCAAGCGUCUGUGUUUGGAUCUAGUAACCAAUCAGUAUUUGGUACAGCUCCGACUACGCAAACUUCGGUGUUUGGAAGUCCCACACAAACUACUCAAGCGUCAGUUUUUGGCGGUACAGCUGUGACGACGGCGCAAAGUGGGUCGUUAUUUGGAGGUGGAGAAGCCAAUUUGUUUGCAGCGGCUAGUAUAUCUACGACUAGCGCUCCGUCGCAGACAAGUGCAGGCAAUAUAUUUGGUGGAGGAUCAACGGGUUCAGUGUUCGGCGGGGGCGGAGCAACAAAUGUGUUUGGCGCCAAACCAGCGUUCGGACAGUCGAACACAUCAGCGGCCUCCAUCUUCGGCGGCGCCUCCUUCGGACAGAAACCAGCGGCCGCAAAUAAUUUCUGGUCUGGAGGCAACGCUAGCGGCGCCGGAUUCGGAUCUGGAUUUGGUCAACAAGCAACAACGCAGGCUUCGUCAAUCUUCGGCGGCACCACCGGCGGCAGUUUCAGCCAGCCCAACUCUGGACAACCGUUUGGCAGUCCUCAACAGAACACUGGCUUCGGAUCGCCGCAACAGCAAUCCGCACCAGCCUUUGGGGGAUCACCAGUAUUUGGAACGAAACCUGCAUUUGGUCAAUCCGCAUCCUUUAGUUCGCCAACUGGCGGCGGCGGUGGUUUUGGCGCCUUUAGCGGUAUGAACAAGAGCCCUACGAGUGGCUUCGGAGCGCCCGCCGCGUUCGGAGCGCCGGCCUUCGGGGGCGGCGCGGCCUUCGGCAGCACUUCGCCCGGCAAGAUGUUUGGCGGCUCGCCCCCUGGUUUCGGUUCGCCAACCCAGUCGAACGCCACAUUCGAGAGCCUCGCGACACAGAACACGUUGACUUUCGGCAACCUGGCCCAGCAAUCCGGACCACCGCCACAGCAGCAGCCCACCUUCAACACAUCACCCUCAUUCACUGGAUGGCGCGGCUGAUGACAGUUCUAUAAAGACAGAGCAGUGCGCAUGAAACACCCACGUUAAAACAUUACAUGUGAAAUGUGAACGUUUUUAAACGAAAUCACUUGUAUAUCUGUAAUUUAUUUUUAUAGCAUAGUAGACAACCUAUCAUUUGAGU